CUGUCUGCUGGAAUCAGCGCCUCCUCAAUAAACACUGGAACAAUCCUCAUCAGGCGGAUUAGUUCUAAAAAAUGGCACUAUACGUUUGAUUAUCAGGGGUAUCUACAGUCUGUACUGAUAUCGGAUUAUAAUCUGUGAUAUGUUUUUCAUAUUUCUAUAUAUAUUUUUAUUGGAUUAUAACCUUUGAUUCAGCGAUCUAUGGGAGUCGCUGGGGGGGAAGCCUCGCAACCUGUGCGUUAUACGGUCAGCCGCUGUUUGGCCGUUUCCACAACGGAUUGCCGUAAGGGGACAGCGGAUGCGACGAGGGACGCUGUGAAGCAGUAGUAUGCGUCCGCGGCGAUGGCGUUCCGCGUGCUGGCUGGAUUAUAUCUUUACACCGUCGCCGUGACCUUUCUCGGAUGUCUGCACGCUGAGAUCGUUCCGACUCGUACACGCCGGCCCACCACCACCACCACUCUCGGUCCCACCGAUCAGUGCUAUAACUGCGCCUACAAACCUCGACGACAGUUUCCGCAGCGUGAGCAGCCGCUGUGCAAUGAGGAUCUGUGGAAGUUUGCCCAUUUUCAGAUUAUGGACGUGCCACUGCCGGAGAUGACCACCUGUGCGGCGGGGCGCUGCAGUCUGUCGCUGAGCUACGCCAAGAUUUUCGGCGACCCGACCGAUCCGCCCACCUCCAAGGUGGCCUUCGCGCUGGGCUGUCUGAGUCCGAGCACUCCGCUGAAUUUGUGCCUGGCGUACUCCUACGCCAACGGCAGUGAUGGCCGCGUCGAAGGCGGUAGCGACAGCUGCUUCCACUGCGGCGGCACCGGCUGCAACAUCAAGUUUUUGACCAAGUACUUCCGCUGGUUCGCCGACACCGCCGCUGCCGCCGAGAAGACCGGCCGGCCGCCCACCAAACUCCCGGACUUCUACGCGACGACCACGCCGUUUCCGUAUGACUACGACGAGGAAACGACGGCGGCCGCGGAGAGGGUGCUGGCGUUACCUUUACCGUUAAUCAUUCUUGCAUUGCUGGUUGUUUUGUGGUAGUUUCGAGACAAAACACGAAAGGUCACAUUAUACAAUAUUACGUAUAUAUUAUUUUUUUGCUCGGAUUUUAUUUAGAAAUACGUAUCAUUAUUUCUUAUUUUUAUUUAUUUUCAUGUAUGCAUCAGCUUUUGUAGAAAAGGUCAACGUGGAAUGUGCAAAUUUUGCUGCAGUACAGGGUUGAGGACGGUGACCUUUAUUCACUUCCGUAGUUUGUUUGUAACCGUGUGUUUUGCUUCGAUCUUUAACCCAUACGAUUAUUUGUUCGGUUUUUGAUUAUUGAUACCUGUAGUGAUUAUUUCUCCGUUUUUUGUUCGUUUAUUUUUUGCAAUUUC
Molecule: messenger RNA, 1361 nt
Organism: Paramacrobiotus metropolitanus
Lineage: Eukaryota; Metazoa; Tardigrada; Eutardigrada; Parachela; Macrobiotidae
Exons: 4
Coding region: 340-1029 (229 amino acids)
Source: RefSeq, a predicted model, not a curated record